AAUUUCAAGGGAUGUGAAGAAUUUUUUAUUUUCUUUUUAACCCAUUCCUAGAAGUUUUACUUACAAGGAAGGCAUCUUUCAGUUCCUCCUUUUCAAUAGUGAGGAAGAAAAAACACACACACUAAUACACAAACACAAAUGCAACUUCAGAUUCAACUCAAUUUUCAAACCUGCUGUUAAAGCACACAAAAAAAAUGGAGGAAAAGAAGAGACGUCCUUCUCUUCCUGCCAACUACGUCACUCUGGCUCAGCUGCAACAAUCCUGGCUCCAACAACAAAAGCAGCAACAACAACAACCACCACCACAUGAACAGCAACACGAAGACAAAAUUGGACUUGAACAGUUACAGGGAGAGUCUCACCAAAGGCAUGCAACCGCUUCUAGGUCUUUCGCUGGGAAAGAGAAUCCAAAUAACCGUAAUCAACAGAAAAAUCGUGAUGAUUCAGAAGGCAUAGACAGAGACAGAGACGGAGACGUCAGUCUAGAAGGAGAAGGUAGCAUGCAAUGGAAGGAGAAAGUGAAAUCGAAGACGAAACAAGCUAGGGUUGAAGAAAGAGGAACAAAAUUCGAAGAGAAUGAAGAGAAGGAGAAAGAGGAAGUGAAACAGGGAUCGCGCCCGGAAUAUUUUUACCAGCAACACCGCCAUGGAGCCGCUGUUAGGGUUUUUGCCAGAAAACAAAGUCACUUCAAUCGGGCGAAUCAUUGGAAAGUUCGUGGUGACUCGGGAACUAAUGCCGAGAAACAACGCAAUGAAGCUGAUACAGGAAUUAGAGGCGCCGAUGCGAAAAGUAAAGGCAACUACGAACCGAAGAAGAACAAGGAAGCGAAGCCAAAACCUAAUGUUUAUGAAGGUGGAAUCAAAACCGAAGAGAAGAAAGAGAAAGAGAAACAGGAUGAGGAUGAGGAAGUGAAACAAGAGCAACGCCGUGGAACAGCUUCUAGGUCUUUUGUCGGAAAACACGAUCGCAAUGGUCGCUUGAAUCGCGGAAAAAUUCGUGCCGAUUUUGGAACCAAUGCUGAGAAACAAUGCCAUGACGUAGGAAUAGGAGACGGUGAAUCGAAGAUGAAUGCCACAAAGCCAAAAUCUCUGAUUGUGAAAAAGAAAACAGAAAUGGGAGGAGAGAAUGGAAAGAAACAGAGGGAGGAAGUAAGUAAUGCUGAAGAGGAGAAAGCCAAAAUCAUGGAAAGCCAAUCCAACGAGGAGAGUGCUGGUGGUGGUGGUGGUGUGCCGAUGGAGGAGGUUGAGCAGAGAUUUAGGGGUUUAGAGUUUAGAAGAAUGGGUGAUGGUCUCAAUUACGGUUACAUUAACAGAAAGGGUUAUAGAAGCGGUCAUGGUAAUGACUAUGGCUAUGGCAACAGGGAUUUUGAAAGGGGCAAAAGAGGUGAGAAGAUGGUUUGGAUUAGGAAAGUUGACAAUAUUGGUGAAACUGAAAACUAGUUUAAAUGUUCUUGCUUUAUUCUGUAUUAAAUAUUAGGUUGAUUUGGAUUUAGGGAUUAUCAAAUAUGAUAGUUUUCUGUUCAUAUGGUUAUAGGAAUGAUUUUAACCAUGGAAGAGUACAGUUCUGGUGAAUUAUUCCGCCGAAUGUGAUUAAUUUUCAAUUUGCACAUUUUGAUAUCCUAGUUCUAAUUCAUAGUGUUUAGUUUGAAAUCAGAAUUUGAGUUAAAUUA
Molecule: messenger RNA, 1669 nt
Organism: Arachis ipaensis
Lineage: Eukaryota; Viridiplantae; Streptophyta; Magnoliopsida; Fabales; Fabaceae
Source: RefSeq, a predicted model, not a curated record